This is a messenger RNA of Phytophthora sojae, 1053 nucleotides long. RefSeq lists its product as hypothetical. Bases 1 to 1053 code for a protein of 350 amino acids. Lineage: Eukaryota; Oomycota; Peronosporomycetes; Peronosporales; Peronosporaceae. The transcript is spliced from 4 exons. The record is from RefSeq and is a predicted model, not a curated record.
AUGCGGCUCAAGUUGUACUUGGAGCAGAGGGAUUCGUGGGGAGUGGUGACUGGUGAGGAACGCCGUCAUGAGACGGACCCACUGUUGCAGCCCAUGGAGACAAUCAUACGUGGUGUGAAGGGUGCAGAUGCGCAGAAAGUGUGCAACUUCGACACAGCGAAGGAGAUGUGGGAGACGCUGACCGCUGAGAAGACGCAGCGAGAUUUCUCGUAUGCGGUGCACCUCAAGCGCGAGCUGUACACGCAUUCCUACACACCGGGGAAGAAGAUGGCGGACUACAUUCAAGAGAUGAACUCGCUUCGUCAGCGACUGCAGCACAUGGGGCCUGGCUUUGAGAUCCAUGAUAAUGAGAUGUCUCAGCUGCUGCUGAUGGGAAACGCGUUGCUUUCUCGUGAUGAAAUGGAGAAGAUGGCUACAGACUCAGCUGCAAAUAGUGGAGCACCGAGUUGCCCACCUCCUGGACCUGGACCAGGGCCGUAUGGACCUGUGCAGACCACUGGAGCUGGCAAUCGUCGUGCCAUUCGCUGCUAUCACAGCCGCAAGCUGGGUCAUAUGCGGAAGGAUUGCUGGCACUACAAAAACAAGCAGUCAAAGGCCCAGCAAGUGAAGAGCAACACGCAUGGUAAGGAGAAGAAGAAAAAGAAGGACAAGGGCGGAAACGGAGACGGUGGUGGACCCAAGCAGAGUAGUGCACCGACUACUGGUGCAAUGGGCUACAUGCGGUUUGUGGCUAGAGUAGACCGGGACGAGCAGAGCAGUAGCAGCAGUAGUUCGGAGAGUGAAUCUUUCGUCGGCAUGGCGAUGAAGGAAGGUCGGCUCGGUACGAGUGGUGACUGGAUGCUGGACUCGGGCACCACGUCGCAUGUUUGCAUUGAGCGCGAGCUGUUCACGCGAUUGAAGAAGUCCAAGGCAACAUUCAAGGUGUGGGAUGGUGGCAUUACACACGGAAGUUUGUGCGGGUCUGUGGUGGUUACUGCUGUGGACGUGCUGAGCCAGAGCGAGUUGACACUAAUGCUCGAUAACGUGGAGUUUUCCCCUUCACUGGUCCAGUGA